Molecule: messenger RNA, 2310 nt
Organism: Menidia menidia (Atlantic silverside)
Lineage: Eukaryota; Metazoa; Chordata; Actinopteri; Atheriniformes; Atherinopsidae
Source: the annotation of a GenBank genome assembly
UUGCGCUCAGUGUCUCCGCAGGACUACGACGAUGAUUAUGGAGAGGCUGCAUACGAAGAUUUACAGCCACAGAACUGCUCCACUGCGGAGAAAAUCAAAGGCGGAGAUGUCACUUAUUCACAAGGCGGUUUGGAGGGCAGCGUGCUGACUUAUCACUGUGCCCUGGGGAGCUACCCAUUCCCCGUCAGCUACAGGGUGUGUGGUGCUGAUGGAGAGUGGUCACCCAUGAGGUUAUCCAGCGGCAGACGUGUGUCCAGUGCCACCUGCAAAGACAUGUUGUGUCCGGCUCAGCUCCAACUGGAUAAUGGCGACAUCUGGCCCAGGGAUCAGUGGUUGCCCAUUGGGAGUAUGCAGAGCUUUUCCUGCCUGGAAGGGUUCACCCUAUCCGGGUCAGAACACAGAAACUGCACUGUAUCUGCAGAGUGGACAGGAACCCCUCCAGUCUGUGAUGAUCAUGCGGAUGACUGUGAUGACCCCGGGAUCCCUCCCGGUGGGGAAAGGAUAUCUGGUCACUUUCAUCUGGGAGAAAAGGUGACUUACACAUGUCAGGCUGGGCUGCAUCUGCUUGGUUCAGCUGAAAGGGUUUGCCUGGCCAACAGGGAGUGGAGUGGCUCAGCACCACGUUGCCAAGGCCCACUUACCUUUGACUCCCCCAGCUCUGUGGCUGCAGCCUUGGCAGGAUCCCUCGCAGGAGUGAUGGAUGUCCUCUCUCCUGAGGCCAAAAAGAAAAAAGAGGGCCCUUCCUUUGGACGAGCAUUUCUCGUGGGUGAAGUCGGCCGUAUGAAUGUCUACAUUUUAUUGGACACAUCUGGGAGCAUUAAAAAGGAAGACUUUGAAAUUUCCAGGACUGCCACCGUUGCCCUGAUCAGGAAGCUGGACAGUUAUGAGGUACAGAUUAAUUUCCACGUGGUGUCGUUUGCCAGCGAGGUCAAAGUCAUCAUGGACAUCACAAACACAUAUAUGAGUGGUAACGUGGAAGAUGUCAUUGAUGCUCUGAUGGAGUUCGACUACAACAGCCACGGACGUAAGACAGGCACCAACCUGCACUCUGCACUGAUCAAUGUUGGCGAAAAGAUGAGUUUCUUAAAGCAAAACAGCGCAAAGAACCAUUUUAAUGAGACCCAGCACAUAAUCAUCAUAGAAACAGAUGGUUACUCCAACACAGGUGGAGAUCCUCGGACUGCUCUGGCCAAGAUCCGACACAUACUGAAUUGCAGCACGUCACUAGAAGAUCACACAAAUGAGAGAAUGCUAGAUGUCUAUGUAUUCGGCAUUGGGGACAAAGUGAAGAAAGGUGAAUUGAACCAUCUGGCCUCAAAGAAAAGUAAGGAGCAGCAUUUCUUCAUCCUGAAAGACUUCAAGACUCUGGGAGAGGUGUUCAACAGCAUCAUUAGUGACCAGAGCGUAACGAUGUGCGGGAUAGCUCAGGAGGACAUCUCCAAGGAACAUGAGGAGGAUUCAGGAAAAGCGCACACCAUGCCCUGGCACGUUACUCUGCAAUCAUCGGGGCACACAAAGUUCUGUUCUGGAACAAUCAUAAGCCCAAACUGGGUGCUGACGGCAGCUCACUGCUUUUCCAAAGUGACCACAAUCGAGCAGCUGAGCAUGAACACUGGUGAUGGACUAGUGAAGGCCAACAAGGCGAUCAUACACCCCAAUUACAACGUCAGCGCACUCAGACACAGAAACGUGUCUGAGUUCUAUGACUACGAUGUGGCUCUGGUACACAUACCCAGCAACAUCAAACUGUCCUGGAAAGCCAGACCAAUCUGCUUACCAUGUACUAUACCGGCCUCACGAGCCAUGAGGAAAAUCAACUCUACCUGUGAGGAGCAUAGGAAGGAGCUAUUACAUCACAUGCAGACUCCUGCGUUUUUCAUCCACAAGAGUAACAUGCGUGCACAGACACAUAUCCAAAUCCAGGCUAAGAGGCCUGGCUGUGUGGAGAAGGCCCGGCAUACGCUGAAAGAACCCACGAAUGUGACUUUGGAUGAAUACGUACCCGACAGAUUCCUCUGCACUGGGGGCACCGAAGGGUACCAAGACGCUGUCAGCUGCAAAGGUUCGAUGUCUGGGGGGGACUCCGGCGGAUCCUUGUUUUUGCAGAAAAGAAAGCGCUUUUUUCAGGUGGGAGUCGUGAGCUGGGGCUCCGUGAAUGUAUGUGACCAGUCCAACCCAGCUAACAGGCAAAACAGAGGCCGAAGACCUGAUGAGAACGCUCGAGACUUCCACAUUGACCUCUUCAAGAUCAUGCCUUGGUUGAAGAAACAUCUGGGUCAGGAUAUCCAGUUCUUGCCUGACAUCAAGUGA